GGCCCGCGGCCCCAGCCCCGAGCGUCCCCGAGACCCGCGGCGCACGGCGACAUGGCUGGCGGCCACCGCCUCCUGCUGGAAAACGCGCAGCAAGUGGUGCUGGUGUGCGCCCGCGGCGAGCGUUUCCUGGCGCGGGACGCGCUGCGCAGCCUGGCGGUGCUGGAGGGGGCCAGCCUGGUGGUCGGCUCGGAUGGGGUUAUAAAAGCCAUUGGUCCUGCCGAUGCUAUCAGAAGACAGUUUUCUGAUGCAACCUUUGAAGAAAGAAUUGACUGUUCUGGGAAAUGCAUCUUGCCAGGGUUGGUGGACGCACACACACAUCCAGUAUGGGCUGGCGAAAGAGUUCACGAAUUUGCAAUGAAGUUGGCAGGAGCCACGUACAUGGAGAUCCACCAGGCUGGCGGUGGCAUCAACUUCACGGUGGAGCGCACGCGGCAGGCGUCGGAGGAGGAGCUGUUCCGCACCUUUCAGCAGCGGCUGGGGUGCAUGCUGAGCGCCGGCACCACGCUGGUGGAGUGCAAGAGCGGCUACGGCCUCAACCUGGACACCGAGCUCAAGAUGCUGCGCGUGAUUGAGCGCGCCCGGCGCCAGUUGGACAUCGGCAUCUCGGCCACCUACUGCGGGGCGCACUCGGUGCCAAAAGGAAAAACUGCCACGGAAGCUGCUGAUGACAUAGUCCAUAACCACCUUCCAAAGCUGAAGGAACUUAGCCGGAAAGGGGAGCUACACGUGGACAAUAUAGACGUGUUCUGUGAGAAGGGCGUCUUUGAUCUCGACUCCACUAGGCGGAUUCUUCAAACUGGAAAAGACAUGGGACUGCAGAUCAAUUUCCAUGGGGAUGAACUCCACCCGAUGAAGGCUGCUGAGCUCGGGGCUGAACUGGGUGCUCAGGCCAUAAGUCAUCUGGAAGAAGUGAGUGACGAAGGCAUCGCUGCUAUGGCAAGAGCUCGGUGCUCCGCCGUCCUUCUGCCCACUACGGCCUACAUGCUGAGACUCACUCAACCUCGGGCCAGAAAGAUGUUGGAUGAAGGUGUAAUCGUGGCUCUGGGCAGUGAUUUCAACCCUAAUGCUUAUUGCUUUUCAAUGCCCAUGGUGAUGCAUCUGGCCUGUGUGAACAUGAAAAUGUCCAUGCCUGAAGCCUUGGCUGCUGCCACCAUUAAUGCAGCUUAUGCUCUGGGAAAAUCGCACACACAUGGAUCUCUGGAAGUUGGCAAGCAGGGAGAUGUCAUUAUCAUCAAUGCAUCCAGAUGGGAGCAUCUGAUUUACCAGUUUGGAGGCCAUCACCAAUUAAUUGAAUAUGUUAUAAUUAAAGGAAAAAUCACUUAUAAAAAGUAAUCAAGAUAUGAAAGAGAAGACCCUUUGACUACAUAAAAGUUAUAUUAAAAAUGAAAAUAGCUUAGUAGUUUCUCAGAAUGAUGUCAUCCAUACACAAAUAUUUCAGUGUUUUAUUAAUCUGCUUAAAAAACUAAGUGCACUUGGAUAUGUAAAUUGAUAAAACAGUUGUGAUACAAUUCUCCAAAUAUUAAAAUUUUCCACAAAUAUUUGAUACAAAUGUUCUGAAGAUGACUAUGAUGGGGCAGUACUAAAGGACAUUGUUGAAGAAAGCAGAUUGACAAUUAGAUGUGGCUUAAAGUUUCAAUUUAUUGCUGCUUUUCAAAAACUAUUGAAAGCAUUUUAGUAAAAUUUUAGUAAAAAUUGAGGGAGGGGCCAUCCAAGUGAUAGGCCACCAAGAAAGCUACCAUGUAGUUUCUGUAUAAAGAAACUAGCUUUUCCUUCCCCAAGUUUGGCUUUUUUGACGUUCUUUGAAUGCAUGAAGUAGCUGGAAUAGAGCAUGUCCCACUUCCAACUGUCCUUUGUCCUGACCAAAGAGGUCACUGCAGUGUCCCAGCUCUCGCCAUUUCAGCCAGGGGCUGUGGGCACUUUCUGUAUGUAAGUAUUCCAAAUACAGGGACAUCUUUUUCUUUUUUUCUUUUAAAAGAAAGUGGUUUGCUUCUGAUUCCCUGUAAGUAUACGAAUAAGCCCACUUUAUAGCUCUUGGUAAAUAUUUGCUUUCUGUAUUAUUGUUGCCCCUUAGCCCAGGGAGUGGCACUACAUCUACUGGACCAUUUGAGCAAAUAGAUAAAUAGCAGAAUUACUUAUAAAGGAAGAAUGACUGGAGGCCAGGGAUGCGAUUCAGAGGCAGAUGCGUGAUAUGCAGAAGCCUCUGGGUUUCAUCCCAGUACCCCCCAAAAAGGAGUGAAUGCUUGUUUACAUAAAUUCUCAUUUCUA
Molecule: messenger RNA, 2265 nt
Organism: Sorex araneus (European shrew)
Lineage: Eukaryota; Metazoa; Chordata; Mammalia; Eulipotyphla; Soricidae
Gene: AMDHD1
Product: amidohydrolase domain containing 1
Exons: 9
Coding region: 52-1332 (426 amino acids)
Cellular component (GO): cytoplasm
Molecular function (GO): imidazolonepropionase activity
Source: RefSeq, a predicted model, not a curated record